Molecule: messenger RNA, 93 nt
Organism: Fusarium venenatum
Lineage: Eukaryota; Fungi; Ascomycota; Sordariomycetes; Hypocreales; Nectriaceae
Source: RefSeq, a predicted model, not a curated record
AUGGCACCUAGAACCACUAUCAUCAAGGAACACGAGAAUUGGCGAUUCGUCCUGCAUGCGGACAACGGCGUCAAGAGGGAUGGCAUGCAUUGA